Molecule: messenger RNA, 543 nt
Organism: Wallemia mellicola CBS 633.66
Lineage: Eukaryota; Fungi; Basidiomycota; Wallemiomycetes; Wallemiales; Wallemiaceae
Exons: 2
Coding region: 76-474 (132 amino acids)
Source: RefSeq, a predicted model, not a curated record
UCCUCUUAAUCUUGCAGAAUCAUUGAUCAUCGCUAUUGAACACUCAUUGCUAUAGUCAGCUGUAAUCUUGGAGUAAUGAGUAAACUCUUGGAAUUUUAUAAUGUAUAUGUAUAUCAUCUCUCGUCUUUACAUCGCUCAUCUAGCAAUCCUGUGGUAUCAUCCAUUACGGUCAUAUUGCUGAAUUCCAGCAACGCUACACCUUGGCAGCCAGUUGUUAAGUUUAAUGGGUAUUAUCCCGAGUACCUUCAAACCAGAAUGGUAAAGCUGCGGAUAGCCUAUAGAAGACUUGGCAGUGGUGAGUCCAUCAUCGGGAAAGCUGUAGAUCGGAGGGGUAUGCGUCUCUUGCACUUCUGUAUUGUGUUAAUGUCUAACUUUUAUCCUGUAUCAGUACCUUUCACAUCUUCUACCUUUCACAUCUUCUACCUUCACAUCGUCUACUUUCACAUCUUCUACCGCUCAGAUUGCUACUGCUAAUAAUAACCUGUAUUAAUGCACACUUGAUAAAUCAUACAAAGAAAAAUUUCAUGACUGGAAAGAGUUCGA